AUGCUCUCCGCCGCUAAUGCCUUUUCUCUGCUGCUGCGCAGGAGUCCCUGCGAAUGUAAUUCACCUGCCGGUGCCUCCAGCAGAAGGAGGCUAAUCCCAUUGUGCGGUUUAGCGGCCCCCCCGCCCAGAGGUGAGGCGGCAGGAGCGGUGGGCGCCGCUGUCCGGUCCGAGCCCUGCCCAGCCCAGCUCAGCCGGCCCCCGCCUGCCCAGCAUGUCCGGGAAGGUGUGGAAAGACUGGAAACAUCUAACUUGAUAAGUACCAUAAAAUUCCCUGUGCUGCCUCUGGAUUGCCUAAUAACAGAUCAAGCCUUUGUGACCCUUGCUACUGAUGAUGUGUACUGUCAAGGCGCUCUUGUUCUUGGACAGUCCUUGAGGAAUCAUAGGACAUCCAGAAAAUUGGCAGUUCUAAUUACUCCAGAGGUUUCCAGUGGGAUGAGGUCAGUCCUCAGCAGCGUAUUUGAUGAGGUGAUCGAGGUGGGUGUGCUUGACAGCGCUGACUCAGUCCAUUUGGCUCUGAUGCAGAGGCCAGAACUGGGUGUAACCUUCACUAAGCUUCAUUGUUGGACUCUUACUCAUUACAGCAAAUGUGUCUUCAUGGAUGCAGACACUUUGGUACUUUGCAACGUUGAUGAGUUGUUUGAUCGAGAAGAGUUUUCUGCAGCUCCUGAUUCUGGCUGGCCUGACUGCUUCAAUAGUGGUGUGUUUGUGUUCCAGCCCUCCCUGAAGACUUACAACCUGCUGCUCCAGUUUGCUGCUGAGCACGGCAGCUUUGAUGGAGGUGAUCAAGGCUUGUUGAACAGCUUCUUCAGCAACUGGGCAACAGCAGAUAUUGGCAAACACUUGCCUUUCCUCUAUAACUUGAGCAGCAGCUCUGUAUACACCUAUGUUCCUGCUUUCAAUCAUUUUGGUAGAGAUGCCAAAGUUGUUCAUUUCUUGGGAGCAACAAAGCCCUGGAACUACAAAUACAACCUUCAAACAAAGAGAGUUAUGCAGGAUGGUACCACAUCUGGAUCUUCUCAUCAGCUGUCAUUCCUUGCCCUCUGGUGGAAUAUAUACAGCGCCAGUAUAUUGCCUUUGUUGGAAAAACUUCAAAAGAUGGAAGAAUCAGAAUCUGAGGAAUGCAAGCACGCUUUCAAUGGAGUUGAAGUUACCCUGAAGAAGGUCAGUCCUUAUGUGGCCAGUUCUCUACAAAAGCCUGAGCUCCCAGAGCAGACAAGUGAAGUAAAUCCCACAGCAUACUCACCCGAGGAACUCGCCUUCAAAGCUCAACCUGUACAUGAAGUCGAACCAAGAGAUUCUAACAUCUGUCCCUCUGAGCCUGACAGACCUUCAGAACAACCUGCAUUGCAACCUGCACUUCAGGAAACCUCAGAAAUGAAUGAGGUUGCACAUUUUGUUUCAGAGCUGUCUAUUCACUUCAAACCAGCAAAACCAACUCCAGAAGAUGAGCGGAGAAAGUGGGAGGAAGGGCGCAUGGACUACAUGGGGAAAGAUGCUUUUGAACAUAUCAAAAAGAAGUUGGAUGCAUUUUUACACUAAGACAGGGUGUACUGUUAUGCCCAUAAUGAUAGAUUUCUUUAUAAAUGCAAUUAUUGAAUACUUGGCUGUCUUAACCAGUUUAGGUGACACCAGUUAGAGGUGAUUAUUGAUCCUCAUACAUUUUUGGGGGACCUUAACAGAUACAGAAUCUUGGUUUUUAACUGAUAAAUGUGCCUCAACUUUAUUGUUACAUGUGUCUCAUCUUCAUUGUCCUUAUGCAGUGCCUUCUAAAGAAUAAUGAAUGGUACCUUCUGAGUAUAAACUCUCAUGUAUUUAUCACUCUUCCCUGAUGCACCCCAUCUGCAGAAACAGUCAUGUGUCGGAAACACGUUGGAAGUUGAGAUUGUUUUGGAAAUUGAACUUCUCCCAAACUGAGAUUACUCCCAAAGUACAUUCAGAAGUUGCUAUAAAGUAUUUAAAUAAAAAGAAC
Messenger RNA from Agelaius phoeniceus (red-winged blackbird), 1969 nucleotides. Lineage: Eukaryota; Metazoa; Chordata; Aves; Passeriformes; Icteridae. The record is from RefSeq and is a predicted model, not a curated record.